Messenger RNA from Aspergillus sclerotioniger CBS 115572, 789 nucleotides. Its product is annotated as ESCRT-II subunit protein SNF8. Gene Ontology annotation, cellular component: ESCRT II complex. Gene Ontology annotation, biological process: protein transport to vacuole involved in ubiquitin-dependent protein catabolic process via the multivesicular body sorting pathway. The record is from RefSeq and is a predicted model, not a curated record. Lineage: Eukaryota; Fungi; Ascomycota; Eurotiomycetes; Eurotiales; Aspergillaceae. Bases 1 to 789 code for a protein of 262 amino acids. The transcript has 2 exons.
AUGGCUACUCGUCGAGGCGUCGGACUUGGCGCCUUUGCCAACCGGACUCAAGCCAGCCAGUUCUUUGCUAGCCAUGGCGCCACCCUGCGCUCCUCCCACCUCUCCUCGUUGCAGACGCAGCUGUCUGUAUUCCAGUCGUUGCUCCACACCUUCGCGCUGGAACACAGCUCUACGAUCAAGUCGAAUCCGACGUUUCGAGCGGAGUUUGCCCGUAUGUGCAAUGCGAUUGGGGUCGACCCCCUUGCAGCGAGCAAUGUCAAAGGCAAGAACGCGCGGAAAGGAUUAGGCGAGAUUGGCAGCUUCUGGACUCAGAUCAUGGGUGGAGACAUGAAUGACUUCUACUUCGAAGUCGCUGUCCGAGUGGUGGAACUUUGCCGAGCAACCCGAAGCGAGAACGGCGGCUUGAUCGGGGUGGAGGAAUGCCGGAAAAGAGUAGGCAAAGGCAAGGCUAUUGGCAGUGGACUAGAAGUUACAGAUGACGAUGUUCUUCGGGCUGUUAAGAGUCUCGAGCCGCUUGGCUCGGGGUUCUCGAUUAUUCGAGUUGGAAGCAAGCAAUAUAUUCGAUCGAUCCCAAAGGAGCUGAAUACAGAUCAGGCCACAGUGCUUGAGGUUAUCCAGAUUCUGGGUUACGUGAGCAUAUCGAUGUUGCAAGUAAACCUUAACUGGGAAAAGGCUCGAUCGCAGACCGUUAUUGAUGAUCUUCUAGCAGAUGGUCUGGUCUGGAUAGAUGCUCAAGCGGAAGAAAACGAAUACUGGUCCCCUCAAAACCUACUAGAUGACAGUGGUUGA